Talpa occidentalis (Iberian mole) is the source of this 2315-nucleotide messenger RNA. It is a transcript of the gene MRPL17, whose product is annotated as mitochondrial ribosomal protein L17. Gene Ontology annotation, biological process: translation. Lineage: Eukaryota; Metazoa; Chordata; Mammalia; Eulipotyphla; Talpidae. Gene Ontology annotation, cellular component: ribosome; mitochondrial large ribosomal subunit. Gene Ontology annotation, molecular function: structural constituent of ribosome. The coding region runs from base 27 to 545 and encodes 172 amino acids. The record is from RefSeq and is a predicted model, not a curated record. The transcript is spliced from 3 exons.
UCCUAGGGGAGGGCGAGGCGGGCACCAUGCGGCUGUCGGUCGCCGCCGCCGUCUCCCAUGGCCGCGUCUUCCGCCGCAUGGGCCUCGGCCCCGAGUCCCGCAUCCACCUGUUGCGCAACUUACUUACGGGACUGGUGCGGCACGAGCGCAUCGAGGCGCCCUGGGCGCGCGUGGACGAGAUGAGGGGCUACGCCGAGAAGCUCAUCGACUAUGGGAAGCUGGGGGACACCAAUGAACGGGCCAUGCGCAUGGCUGACUUUUGGCUCACGGAGAAAGAUUUGAUCCCGAAGCUGUUUAAAGUCCUGGCCCCCCGGUACCAAGGUCAGAAAGGAGGCUACACGAGAAUGCUGCAGAUCCCAAAUAGGCCUGCGCAGGAUCGGGCCAAGAUGGCAGUCAUCGAGUAUAAAGGGAACUGCCUCCCGCCCCUGCCCCUGCCUCGCAGAGACAGCAAUCUUACACUCCUCAACCAGCUGCUGCUGGGGCUGCGGCAGGACCAGGAAGCUUGCAGCCACCGCUCCCACACGACUCAGACACCAAGGAUUUAACUGGAGGCAGGUGCAUGGCCUUCUCAUCAGUAUUGAUGGUCACAACAGGUCUUUGAAGCUCUUUUAUCUCUAAGAAGAAAUGGAGCUAGACUUGUAAAAUGGGCAACCUUAAUGCCCAGAACCCUCUUGGAAGCCAGAUGACCCUCUCUUGUCACCAUAGAUAAAGUUCCUUGUAUUAAAAAAAAAAAAAAAAGCUGAUUUUUUUUUUUUUCUCCCUGGGGAUUUCUGGAGAAAAAGGACUAUCCAAAUGCUCAGCCUACCUAGAAAAGUAAAUUAGUAACAGUAUGUCUAUGUUUUUUUGUGUGUACUCCACAUUACCCCCCAAAGUUGACUGAAUUUUGACAUCUAGAGAAAGAUUACUUACUGGCACAGGUUGAGGGUGAAUAUCUAGAAGUGAACUUUUCAUAAUUAUCUGGUAUCCUGGGAGCCCUCAGAAACACUAGAACAAUUCUGUUUUUAGACAGGGUCACAUGUGAUCCUCAUGUGCCCCCCACUCAAGCCCACAAUGAACCUCAAAGGAGAGGACCUGAGAAUUCAGGUUAUACCAUUCUAGCCAAGGGAGUAGAAGCAUUCAACAGAGGAUGUUGGACUCCAGGAUAAGCUCCUUCCGUAGCUGGUGAGGUGGGAGGAGUACUAGGAAGUUAAAACUGAUGGGAAUUUCCUGGAAAUUUUUUAUUGUCAAAUCUGGGCCUCUCUGGGAACUCAGAAAAGGGAAAUCCGGCUUCAGAAUGGCUAAGGCAUAUGAGAAGGAGGAAGAUCAUUUAUACAUGUUCAUUACUGUGAAACCAGACUUGGCCCAGCCAGGCAUCAGUCUGAGAAGACUUGAAGCUGUCCCUGACCUGCACACUUGAGAGCAGGGCCUGGAUGAUCUAUCACCAUAUAAGAGAUUUUACCUUAGGCUGGACCUUCAGCUUGUACUUGGCCCACCAAAUCCAUCUACUUUCUAGAUAAGGAUGAGAAUGGAGGGGUCAGUGGUCUGGCAGAUACAGGCACCACUGACAAGGCUAGUCUGGUCUCUCACUGCAGCUGCUCGCCUCUAAAACAUCUGUUCCCAAUAGAGUUCCCCAUCUCAAUUCGUUUUUCCAUGCUGUUGCCAGGAAGCUCUUUCUAACUAUUGUGAGUGAGAUAUGCAAAACAUUUAUUGAAUAAAUGAAUAAACCUGCAACUGUAAGUGCAUCUUGCAAAAAAUUUACACCCUUCUGUCUAGGCAUGAAUAUUCACCACAGGUAGAUAUUUUGCAGUCAUCCCUGAAAUCUAAAGAAAAGUAUUUUCUGGGCCUCCUUGGUGGCACAAGGGGUUAAGUCUCGGCACUAUGAAGCUAUGGGCAGCCACUGCAGCAAGAGUUUGAUCCCUUGCCAGGGAGCUAACCCACAUGGCACAGCAGACCUCUCCUGACUUACCCAUCACUACCCUCGGCGAUAUGUUUCAAUCAAUCUGCCUGUUCUGCUCCCCACUUUGGUAAAUCCUCUCACCCCUGCCCCCACACCUCUAGUCUGCACCCCAGCACUUGUAUGCAUAAAUAAAUCUUAAAAAAAUACAUAUUUUGGGCCUCCGCUGGUGGCGCAGGCAGCUGAGCACAGCACUGUGAAGCUGUCUGUAACCUCUGCAGCUCCAGUUCGAUCCUGGCCGGCCAGUGAGGAUCCCACAUGGCGCUGCAGACCUCUCCUGUCGCGCCCGCUGCUCCCCUCAGCAGUGUAUUUUGUCCAUCUGCCUGUUCUGUUCCCUGCUCUGUCUGGUGAAUCCUCUCACCCUCCCGCACAUCUGGCCUGU